Molecule: messenger RNA, 1476 nt
Organism: Durusdinium trenchii
Lineage: Eukaryota; Dinophyceae; Suessiales; Symbiodiniaceae
Source: the annotation of a GenBank genome assembly
ACGGCCUUCUCACAACAUUUUUCUUAAGCGAUUGCCAUGCGCAAAAUCCUUUGCUUCUGCUUUGGUUUGGUCUGGGGUGGCACUUUCUGGACCUGCGAUGAACUGGUGUCGAAACCUUGCGAAUUGACGGUGCAGAAGGGACAGAUAGUGAUCAAGUCCAUUCCUGUCACUUACUGGCGCUACCGAGCAAGGUCCUCACCAGCACACCUCAGUCCCCUGGUGGCACUGCACGGGGGGCCUUCUUGGCCCCACAACUACUUGUUGCCACUGAAACAUUUGGCAUGCCGCGGUCUCUCCGAGGUGAUCUUUUAUGAUCAGGCGGGCUGCGGAGAAUCGGCUCUGCCGCCCAAUCGAAGUCUCAGUGAGUUUCCUCACCUGCUGGAAACCAGCUACUAUUCGCAGAUUGAGUUGCCCAAACUGCUGAGCCACUGGAACUUGGAUCGCUAUCACCUGCUGGGGCACAGCUGGGGAACCAUCUUGGCGCAACUGUUCGCCCUCAAUGCUUCGCCUGAGAGCCUCAAGGGCUUGCAAUCAAUGAUGUUGGCGGGGCCAUUGUCUGACUCGCAGAGCUACAUCCGCGCGCAGUGGGACCAACAUGAGGGCAACCUUGGCAGCCUGCCUCCUUUUGUUCAAGGACGUGUGCACCAGCUGGAGAGGGAUCAUGCCUACGACAGCCCCGAGUACCAGGCCAUCAAUGCAGUGCUCACGACCUUCUUCACGCUGCGGACGGCGCCUGCUCCAGAUUGCUUCGUCUACUCCAAUGUGGGUCUCAACCGUGACAUCUACGUCGGAAUGCAGGGCGCUUCAGAGUUCACCAUGCAUGGCGUGUUGGGUGACUUCAACGUCACAGCACAGCUUCAUCAGAUCAAGGUGCCGGUGCUUCUGAGCUCGGGGCGUUUUGAUACCAUGCGACCCUCCGUGGUGCGCGCCAUGCAGCAACAGCUCCCAAACUCGGAGUGGAAGAUGUUUCCUCAUUCGGGGCAUGUCUCCAUGAUCGACGAUGCAGACGAGCACUUGCGAGUGGUGGCCGAUUUUCUUCGCAGAGUCCACACUGCACACGUCAUGGGCAUCCACUUUGUCCCCAAAGAUUGGGAUCAACUGAAUCAACUGCCAGAACCUGUUGGCCUCUCAGCCACCAGCACCGCCUUCCCAGCUUUCACUGCGAUAUUUGCGCUGAUUCUGGGUGUGUUUCUGGGCCGUGGCACCAGAGGCAAAAGCCAGGAGGCAUAUACUAGACUUGAGUAGGGCAUGGAAUGGGGUGUUCGUCCAAGUUUUUAAAACACGCCAAUCCGCCAAUCAGUUUCUUUAACGCUUUUCAAUUCUGCCCCAAAGCUGGAUUACACGUCAUGGACGGAUGGGCUGGUGCUUUACCAAGUGAGGCCUGCGGUCCUCGGGAUCACCAUCCAACCACGCGCUGAAUGCGCUGCGUAGGACAACUUGUAGUUCCGGAACGUCUUGCGUGCAAUGCAGGAAAAA